UUGCUGAACUUAUAGUCAAGGGAUGAAAAUUGACAUUCAAAUUUCCCGAUAAUCAAGGUUUUCUAAUUUUUGGUCAAUAUAAGUGCCAAUUAAUUAAUUAAAUAGAAAAUUAAAAAUAAACUACAAUCUCGUACGUUUAAAUAUCUGUCGGUUUGCGAAAAAUCAAAAUCGCACGCGUCCACACAACGCUUUUUUAUAUAAUCAAAAUCCUUAUUUAAUAAAUAAAAUAAAUAAUAACACACACACACCAACAACGCGAACCUUCAAUUCCUCAACUAACAAAAUCAUCCCACAAUUUCCCGAGUCUUCAUCGCCACCAUAACCGCCACCCUCCCACCGCCUCCGCCGCCGUGACCGGCCCUUAAAACGCUAAUGCUUCCCGUUGUAGAACCACCUCCUUUCUCAAAACCUAAAACCCCAGAAAUAAUUAUAGAUCGCAAACACUCAUAUUUCACUUUCCUUAAACCUUAUCUAUCAUUCCACCACCGCCGCACAUGGUUCUUCCUCUCCGUCCUCCUCCUCCAACUCCUCCUCCUCCUCUCCGCCCCUUCCCUACCGUUCUCCCUCUCCGCCGACAAUAUUUCCAGUCCCCAGCCUUCUCCCAUCAUCGGAAACCCUACUACCAUAAAACAGGGUACUACCACCGUAGAUGGAAUUUCGAUUUCUAAAAAUCCGGCAAUUAAUCAGAAAAAAUGCCCCAACGGAAAAGUCUAUGUUUACAACAUGCCGCCGCAAUUCAACGCCGAAAUUGUGCGAAACUGCCGUAAUUUGAACCCGUGGUCGUCCCGCUGCGACGCCGUCUCGAAUUGGGGUUUCGGCAAACCGGCGGACAGGAUUUCAGCAAUUGUACCGCAGAACGUCAGCGGCGCGUGGUAUUGGACCGAUCAAUUCUCGCUGGAGCUCAUCUACCACAACCGUAUGCUGAAUUACCGAUGCAGAACCCUAGAGCCGGAAUCCGCCGCCGCCUUCUACAUCCCGUUCUACACCGGCCUCGCAGUCGAGAAGUUCCUCUUCACCAAAAACGCCACCGGCGAAGAACGCGAUCGCCAGUGCAAGGCGAUGCUGGAUUGGAUCGGCGAACAGCCGUAUUUCAACAAAUCCAAGGGCUGGGACCAUUUCAUCACGCUGGGGAGAAUUUCAUGGGAUUUCCGCCGCACCAAAGAAGGCGAUUGGGGUUCCAGUUGCAUACACAUGCCGAGGAUGCGUAACAUCACGCGCCUGCUAAUUGAAAAAAAUCACUGGGACUACUUCGACAUCGCCGUGCCCUACCCCACCGGAUUCCACCCCAGCUCCGCCUCCGAGCUAAAAAACUGGCAAAAUUUCGUCGCCGGCCGCACCCGCCGCACCCAAUUCUGCUUCGCCGGAGCAACGCGAGGGUUCAACAACGACUUCCGUGGGAUCCUGCUGAACCAGUGCCACUCCGAACCCGGUUCGUGCCGGGUCGUCGAUUGCAGCGGGUCAAAGUGCGAGAACGGAACCUCCACCAACGCAAUCAUGGAGACUUUUCUCGACUCGGAUUUCUGCUUGCAGCCAAGGGGUGACAGUUACACCCGGCGGUCGAUUUUUGACUGCAUGCUAGCCGGUUCGAUUCCGGUUUUCUUCUGGAAACGGACCGCUUAUUUACAGUACGAGUCGUUCUUGCCGAGCGAACCGGAAAGUUACUCGGUUUUCAUAGACCAGAAAGAUGUGAAAAACGGGACCUCAAUAAAGCGCGUGCUGGACACGAUUAGUAAAGAGAAGGUGAAAAGAAUGAGGGAAAAAGUGAUUGAAUAUAUACCAAAGAUUAUUUACGCAAAUUCCACUCAAGGAAUAGAUGACGCUUUUGACAUCGCCAUGGAUGCUUUGCUGAGGAGAUUUAAGGAGCAAGAUGGAGGGUAUAAAUGGAAAAGUGAAUUAAUGGAAGAAAUGAAGAAUAAGGAGGAGGAGGAUGAAGCUCCGAAAAUUGAGGAUGACUCUGAAAAGAUCAAGAGAAAAGGAGAGCAAAGUGAAGAUUCGAAGCCAAAGGCUUUGUGGAUCAACAGCUGUGAUAAUGCUGAUGAAGGGAACGAGACUAGUUCGGAGAUGGGCGAGCUCAUGAAUUCCAGUAAUAAGAAGAAAAAGAAGAUGCAAUUUGAUGAGAGAGAGGAGGACGAAACCCCUAACGCCGUCUCGAAUUUCCGGAUUUCGAAGCCGUUGAGGGAAGCGUUGAAGGAGAAAGGGAUCGAGUCUCUGUUUCCAAUUCAGGCCACGACGUUUGACACGAUUCUCCAUGGCUCUGAUUUGGUUGGUAGGGCGCGCACUGGUCAGGGUAAAACAUUGGCAUUUGUGUUGCCCAUACUCGAAUCAUUGAUAAAUGGGCCCACGAAAACAUCGAGAAAGACUGGAUAUGGAAGGGCACCAAGUGUUCUGGUUCUUUUACCAACUAGAGAACUGGCCACACAGGUUUGUUCUGACUUUGAGAUGUAUGGUGGAGCAUUAGGGUUGAAAUCUUGUUGUCUGUAUGGGGGUUCUCCCUACCAGCCACAACAGAUUCAAUUGAAAAGAGGCGUUGACAUAGUAAUUGGCACGCCUGGUCGCAUUAAGGAUCACAUAGAGAGGGGAAAUAUAGAUUUUACUGCAUUGAAAUUUAGAGUACUUGACGAGUCCGAUGAAAUGCUGAGGAUGGGUUUCGUUGAAGAUGUUGAACUAAUCCUAGGUAAGGUAGAGGAUGCAAGCCAAGUCCAAACACUUCUUUUCAGUGCCACUUUGCCGGACUGGGUGAAACAUAUUGCAGCUAAAUUUCUAAAACGUGAUAAGAAAACUGCUGAUCUGGUCGGGAAUGAGAAAAUGAAGGCUAGCACCAGUGUGAGGCAUAUUGUUCUUCCUUGCUCUAGUUCUGCCAGAUCCCAACUUAUUCCUGAUAUCAUUCGCUGCUAUAGUAGUGGGGGCCGCACAAUUAUUUUUACGGAGACAAAAGAUUCUGCUUCUACGCUGGCUGGAUUACUACCUGGAGCACGUGCUUUGCAUGGGGACAUACAACAGGCUACACGUGAGGUCACACUUUCUGGAUUCAGAUCUGGGAAAUUUUCUACGCUCGUGGCUACAAAUGUGGCUGCGCGGGGAUUGGAUAUUGAUGAUGUCCAGUUGAUCAUUCAGUAUGAGCCACCACGUGAUGUAGAGGCAUACAUUCAUCGGUCUGGAAGAACAGGGAGAGCAGGAAAAUCUGGGAUUGCUGUGAUGCUCUACGAUCCAAGGAAGUCAAAUUUUUCCAAAAUAGAAAGAGAGUCGGGGGUGAAAUUCGAACAUAUAUCAGCUCCACAGCCAGCUGAGAUUGCUAAAGUUGCUGGUGCAGAAGCUGCUGAGAAAAUUAUUGGGAUAUCUGAUAGUGUAAUACCGGUAUUUAUGGCUGCUGCUGAAGAGCUACUGAACUCGUCUGCUCUAUCCCCAAUCGAACUACUUGCUAAGGCAUUAGCCAAUGCUGCUGGUUAUACGGAGAUCAAGAGGCGUUCGCUUCUCACUUCAAUGGAGAACUUUGUUACUGUCCUUGUUGAGUGUGGGCGCCCCAUUUACACAGCAUCUUUUGCUUAUGGGGUUUUACGGAGAUUUUUGCCUGAAGAGAAGGUCGAAUCAGUAAAGGGUCUUGCUUUGACCGCUGAUGGUAAGGGUGCAGUUUUUGACGUGGCUUCUGAAGAUCUGGAUAUAUUCAUUGCUGGUCAGAAAAAUGCUGGUGGUGGUGUAAAGUUAGAAGUGUUGAAAUCGUUGCCACGUUUGCAAGAAAGAGCGGGGAGAUUCGGAGGUGGAGGCUUCUCGGAGAGGAAAGACGGUAGAUUCUCCGGUGGGAGAGGUGGAUAUUCCGAUCGUCCAUUCUCUAAAGGCCGCGGUGGUGGUGGUGGUGGUGGUGGAAGAGGUCGUGGAAAUAACCAUGGAAAAUGGUGAGAAAACAUUAUUAUGCAAGUAAUAAUAGCAUGCCCGAGGCAUCGAAAUUUUGGCGAAGACGAAGAUUUUUUUUUUUUUUUUUUUUAUUAAAAAAGCCAGAAAG
Molecule: messenger RNA, 3997 nt
Organism: Erythranthe guttata (spotted monkey flower)
Lineage: Eukaryota; Viridiplantae; Streptophyta; Magnoliopsida; Lamiales; Phrymaceae
Source: RefSeq, a predicted model, not a curated record